AUGGGAUUAAAAGUAAUGGAUAUCAUAGUAAUAAUAUUAAGUUUAUUCUGCUUUUACACGGAGUAUAUCCUGUCUUGCAACGUGACCUCCCUCGAACCGUGUCCAGGAAAUAAUUAUUUCUGUAACCAGACGUCGCUCGAGUGCGAAUGUAUCGAGGGUUACUACAAAGUUGGUGAUGAAUGCGAAAACUCUUAUACGUAUUAUAUAUCAAGCCGCGAUUCCACAGCCAUAGUUGUGAGUAUUUUCGCAGUUGCUUUAAUAGUUUGCGGGCUGGUGUUGGUGAUCAGGAAGUACGAUUUGGUUGAAUAUGUGCGUCAAAAGAUUAAUUUGAGGAGGCAUAAUGAUGUGAUGUAUGAAGACGUCAUGAUCGGUCAAGAUGACCCGCCUUUGAGCCCUUAG
Parnassius mnemosyne (clouded apollo) is the source of this 399-nucleotide messenger RNA. NCBI's taxonomy places the organism in Eukaryota, Metazoa, Arthropoda, Insecta, Lepidoptera, Papilionidae. The record is from the annotation of a GenBank genome assembly.